Molecule: messenger RNA, 999 nt
Organism: Eurytemora carolleeae
Lineage: Eukaryota; Metazoa; Arthropoda; Copepoda; Calanoida; Temoridae
Gene: ATPsynO
Product: ATP synthase subunit O, mitochondrial
Exons: 7
Coding region: 114-743 (209 amino acids)
Biological process (GO): proton motive force-driven mitochondrial ATP synthesis
Molecular function (GO): proton-transporting ATP synthase activity, rotational mechanism
Source: RefSeq, a predicted model, not a curated record
GUAGAUCAACAACCUGGAGCUCAACCCGUCCUUCAGGGUUCAGUUCCAGGCUCAUGGUUCAUCUCCAACUUUAUCUUUCCAGUAGUAUUGUAAUUAGCUGAUUUUCAGACAAAAUGGCCUCCAGGAAUCUUGCAGUUCUCGCCAGACAGUUUUCUACCUCCAGCCCAAAUGCUGUGCUGGUGCGUACCCCUGUAGCUGUACACGGUAUUGAUGGUAGAUACGCCUCUGCUCUAUACUCUGCUGCUUCUAAGCAGAAGUCCCUGGAGGCAGUAGAGAAGGAUCUCGUCAACUUCGCCGCAACCUUGAAGACCGACCCUAGGCUAGCAGACUUCCUCAAGGAUCCUUCCAUUAAGAAAUCCUUGAAGCUGGAUGGUUUGGCAGGAGUAGCAGACAAGAUGAAGUUGAACCCUCUCAGCAAGAACCUUCUUCUCUCAAUGGCUGAGAAUAACAGGUUCACCUUCAUCCCUGCAGUAACCAGUCUUUUCUCAACCAUCAUGUCCGCACACAGGGGUGAGGUUGUCUGCACCGUGACUACCGCCAAGGCCCUGGAUGCUGCUAUGCAGAAGGAGGUCGAGGGAGCCAUGGCUGGAUUCCUCAAGAAGGGAGAGAAGGCACACAUCACCUACAAGGUUGAUGCUUCCAUCAUCGGUGGAAUGGUUGUCUCUAUCGCUGACAAGUUCUGCGACAUGAGCAUGGCCACCAAGCUAAACAAGUACUCAGACCUGCUGAAGGCUGCCGCUUAAACCUGAUCUUUUAUCAGAAUCAGUUAGUAAAAGUUUAUCAGCCGAAUCAGCUGAACUAAAGCACACAGCAUCAGCUCAUCUUUUAGUUGGUUUAGCUGAUAAAUCAACGAGUAGUGGGGGUUAAACAUUUAAUCUUGCAAAAUCUGAUUUUAAGUUGGAAUCUGUUUGAUUGUAAAACUGGUUUUUCUGCGAUAUUCUUGUUUAAAUAUUUGGUCUCCGUUUACGAAUAGUUUAUUAUAUAUAAAUUACUUCCAGA